Messenger RNA from Dermacentor albipictus, 1014 nucleotides. RefSeq names its product peptidyl-prolyl cis-trans isomerase B-like. The record is from RefSeq and is a predicted model, not a curated record. Gene Ontology annotation, biological process: protein peptidyl-prolyl isomerization; protein folding. Gene Ontology annotation, molecular function: peptidyl-prolyl cis-trans isomerase activity. NCBI's taxonomy places the organism in Eukaryota, Metazoa, Arthropoda, Arachnida, Ixodida, Ixodidae.
GCCAAUCAACGAAUCAAAGAGCUCCACGGAACGCCGCCUAAUAUUUCCUUCUUUCUUUUUUACUCUUUUUGUGCGCCCGGCAUCAGCCGCCGUUUGGUCGUAUGAAAGAGGCUGCCAGCUAGGUCAGUCGCCCUCUUCGUCAGUGUUCCCGACGGCCGCAAGCUCUCCUGGUAGAACACUCUGCUUGCACGUUUUGCUGUAGGAAACUCCUCAUAAUGUCGACGGUGGAAGUUACCGACAAGGUUUUCUUCGACAUUGAGAUUGGAGGCAAACCGGCCGGUCGUAUAGAAAUUGGUCUGUUUGGCAAGGUUGUGCCCAAAACUGUCCAGAACUUCAAGGAACUAUGCCAAAAGCACCUGACAGAGAAAUCAAAAGAUGGUGGCCUUGUUGGCUACAAGGGCAGCAAGUUCCACCGUGUUAUUCCAGACUUCAUGCUGCAAGGUGGUGACUUUACUAAAGGAAAUGGCACUGGAGGACGUAGCAUCUAUGGAGAUCGAUUCGCCGACGAGAACUUCAAGCUCAAGCAUUAUGGUGCUGGCUGGCUCUCAAUGGCCAAUGCUGGAAAGGACACUAAUGGGUCACAGUUCUUCAUCACUUGCAAGAAGACCAAUUGGCUAGAUGGCAAGCACGUUGUGUUUGGCAAAGUUCUUGCUGGAAUGGAUGUCGUGCGCAAGGUGGAGAAGGUUACCACGGACAGCAAGGACAGGCCAACAAAAGAUGUUGUUAUUGUGGACUCUGGUGUGCUAACCGUGGAGGCUCCUUUCCCCACAGCUUGUACUGCUGCCACUGAAUAGGGGGCAAGUAAAACCACAAAGAGAGAGUGUGCAAUCAUCUAAUGCUCAAUUAUGCACCCCUCCCCCCUUUUUUUGUUCAUUACUCAGGGUACCUUGCAAUUAGGAAUGCCCAUUUCAGGAUCAUUCCGUAUGCAAACAGGAUCGUUAAGUGAAGGCUGUGCUCAAAUGUUUUCAGUUUUUUUCUUAAACCAUACUGUCAAUAAAAUGGUUACUUUGUCGA